This is a messenger RNA of Closterium sp. Naga37s-1, 10594 nucleotides long. Lineage: Eukaryota; Viridiplantae; Streptophyta; Zygnematophyceae; Desmidiales; Closteriaceae. The record is from the annotation of a GenBank genome assembly.
GUUCACAAAGGGGAGGCAGGGGAAGAAGCAGGUUCACAAAGGGAGGCAGGGGGAAGAAGCAGGUUCACAAAGGGGAGGCAGGGGGAAGAAGCAGGUUCACAAAGGGGAGGCAGGGGGAAGAAGCAGGUUCACAAAGGGGAGGCAGGGGGAAGAAGCAGGUUCACAAAGGGGAGGCAGGGGGAAGAAGCAGGUUCACAAAGGGGAGGCAGGGGGAAGAAGCAGGUUCACAAAGGGAGGCAGGGGGAAGAAGCAGGUUCACAAAGGGGAGGCAGGGGGAAGAAGCAGGUUCACAGGGGAGGCAGGGGGAAGAAGCAGGUUCACAAGGGGAGGCAGGGGGAAGAAGCAGGUUCACAAAGGGAGGCAGGGGGAAGAAGCAGGUUCACAAAGGGGAGGCAGGGGGAAGAAGCAGGUUCACAAAGGGGAGGCAGGGGAAGAAGCAGGUCACAAAGGGGAGGCAGGGGGAAGAAGCAGGUUCACAAAGGGAGGCAGGGGGAAGAAGCAGGUUCACAAAGGGGAGGCAGGGGGAAGAAGCAGGUUCACAAAGGGGAGGCAGGGGGAAGAAGCAGGUUCACAAAGGGGAGGCAGGGGGAAGAAGCAGGUUCACAAGGGGAGGCAGGGGGAAGAAGCAGGUUCACAAAGGGGAGGCAGGGGGAAGAAGCAGGUUCACAAAAGGGGAGGCAGGGGGAAGAAGCAGGUUCACAAAGGGGAGGCAGGGGGAAGAAGCAGGUUCACAAAAGGGGAGGCAGGGGGAAGAAGCAGGUUCACAAAGGGGAGGCAGGGGGAAGAAGCAGGUUCACAAGGGGAGGCAGGGGAAGAAGCAGGUUCACAAAGGGGAGGCAGGGGGAAGAAGCAGGUUAACAAAGGGGAGGCAGGGGGAAGAAGCAGGUUCACAAAGGGGAGGCAGGGGGAGAAGCAGGUUCACAAAGGGAGGCAGGGGAAGAAGCAGGUUCACAAAGGGGAGGCAGGGGAAGAAGCAGGUUCACAAAGGGGAGGCAGGGGGAAGAAGCAGUUCACACAAAGGGGAGGCAGGGGGGAAGAAGCAGGUUCACAAAGGGAGGCAGGGGGAAGAAGCAGGUUCACAAAGGGGAGGCAGGGGAAGAAGCAGUUAACAAAGGGGAGGCAGGGGGAAGAAGCAGGUUCACAAAGGGGAGGCAGGGGGAAGAAGCAGGUUCACAAAGGGGAGGCAGGGGGAGAAGCAGGUCACAAAGGGGAGGCAGGGGGGAAGCAGGUUUCACAAAGGGGAGGCAGGGGGAAGAAGCAGGUUCACAAAGGGGGGCAGGGGGAGAAGCAGGUUCACAAAGGGAGGCAGGGGGAAGAAGCAGGUUCACAAAGGGGAGGCAGGGGGAAGAAGCAGGUUCACAAAGGGGAGGCAGGGGGAAGAAGCAGGUUCACAAAGGGGAGGCAGGGGGAAGAAGCAGGUUCACAAAGGGGAGGCAGGGGGAAGAAGCAGGUUCACAAAGGGGAGGCAGGGGGAAGAAGCAGGUUCACAAAGGGGAGGCAGGGGGAAAAGCAGGUUCACAAAGGGGAGGCAGGGGAAGAAGCAGGUUCACAAAGGGGAGGCAGGGGGAAGCAGUUCACAAAGGGGAGGCAGGGGGAAGAAGCAGGUUCACAAAGGGGAGGCAGGGGGAAGAAGCAGGUUCACAAAGGGGAGGCAGGGGAAGAAGCAGUUCACAAAGGGGAGGCAGGGGGAAGAAGCAGGUUCACAAAGGGGAGGCAGGGGGAAGAAGCAGGUUCACAAAGGGGAGGCAGGGGAAGAAGCAGGUUCACAAAGGGGAGGCAGGGGGAAAGAAGCAGGUUCACAAAGGGGAGGCAGGGGGAAGAAGCAGUUCACAAAGGGGAGGCAGGGGGAAGAAGCAGGUUCACACAAAGGGGAGGCAGGGGGAAGAAGCAGGUUAACAAAGGGGAGGCAGGGGGAAGAAGCAGGUUCACAAAGGGGAGGCAGGGGGGAAGAAGCAGUUCACAAGGGGAGGCAGGGGGAAGAAGCAGGUUCACAAGGGGAGGCAGGGGGAAGAAGCAGGUUCACAAAGGGGAGGCAGGGGAAGAAGCAGGUUCAACAAGGGGAGGCAGGGGGAAGAAGCAGGUUCACAAAGGGGAGGCAGGGGGAAGAAGCAGGUUCACAAAGGGGAGGCAGGGGGAAGAAGCAGGUUCACAAAGGGAGGCAGGGGGAAGAAGCAGGUUCACAAAGGGGAGGCAGGGGGAAGAAGCAGGUUCACAAGGGGAGGCAGGGGGAAGAAGCAGGUUCACAAAGGGGAGGCAGGGGGAAGAAGCAGGUUCACAAAGGGGAGGCAGGGGGAAGAAAGCAGGUUCACAAAGGGGAGCAGGGGGAAGAAGCAGGUUAACAAAGGGGAGGCAGGGGAAGAAGCAGGUUCACAAAGGGGAGGCAGGGGAAGAAGCAGGUUCACAAAGGGGAGGCAGGGGGAAGAAGCAGGUUCACAAAGGGGAGGCAGGGGGAAGAAGCAGGUUAACAAGGGGAGGCAGGGGGAAGAAGCAGGUUCACAAAGGGGAGGCAGGGGGAAGAAGCAGGUUAACAAAGGGGAGGCAGGAGGGGAAGAAGCAGGUUCACAAAGGGAGGCAGGGGGAGAAGCAGGUUCACAAAGGGGAGGCAGGGGGAAGAAGCAGGUUAACAAAGGGGAGGCAGGGGGAAGAAGCAGGUUCACAAAGGGGAGGCAGGGGGAAGAAGCAGGUUCACAAAGGGGAGGCAGGGGGAAGAAGCAGGGUUCACAAAGGGGAGGCAGGGGGAAGAAGCAGGUUCACAAAGGGGAGGCAGGGGGAAGAAGCAGGUUCACAAAGGGGAGGCAGGGGGAAGAAGCAGGUUCACAAAGGGGAGGCAGGGGGAAGAAGCAGGUUCACAAAGGGGAGGCAGGGGGAAGAAGCGGUUCACAAAGGGGAGGCAGGGGGAAGAAGCAGGUUCACAAAGGGAGGCAGGGGGAAGAAGCAGUUCACAAAGGGGAGGCAGGGGGAAGAAGCAGGUUCACAAAGGGGAGGCAGGGGGAAGAAGCAGGUUCACAAAGGGGAGGCAGGGGGAAGAAGCAGGUUCACAAAGGGGAGGCAGGGGGAAGAAGCAGGUUCCAAAGGGGAGGCAGGGGGAAGAAGCAGGUUCACAAAGGGGAGGCAGGGGAAGAAGCAGGUUAACAAAGGGGAGGCAGGGGGAAGAAGCAGGUUCACAAAGGGGAGGCAGGGGGAAGAAGCAGGUUCACAAAGGGGAGGCAGGGGGGAAGAAGCAGGUUCACAAAGGGGAGGCAGGGGGAGAAGCAGGUUCACAAAGGGGAGGCAGGGGGAAGAAGCAGGUUCACAAAGGGGAGGCAGGGGGAAGAAGCAGGUUCACAAAGGGGAGGCAGGGGGAAGAAGCAGGUUCACAAAGGGGAGGCAGGGGGAGAAGCAGGUUCACAAAGGGGAGGCAGGGGGAAGAAGCAGGUUCACAAGGGGAGGCAGGGGGAAGAAGCAGGUUCACAAAGGGGAGGCGGGGGAAGAGCAGUUCACAAAGGGGAGGCAGGGGAAGAAGCAGGUUCACAAGGGGAGGCAGGGGGAAGAAGCAGGUUCACAAAGGGGAGGCAGGGGGAAGAAGCAGUUCACAAAGGGGAGGCAGGGGGAAGAAGCAGGUUCACAAAGGGGAGGCAGGGGGAAGAAGCAGGUUCACAAAGGGGAGGCAGGGGGAAGAAGCAGGUUCACAAAGGGGAGGCAGGGGGAAAAAGCAGGUUCACAAAGGGGAGGCAGGGGGAAGAAGCAGGUUCACAAAGGGGAGGCAGGGGAAGAAGCAGGUUCACAAAGGGGAGGCAGGGGGAAGAAGCAGGUUCACAAAGGGGAGGCAGGGGGAAGAAGCAGGUUCACAAAAAGGGGAGGCAGGGGGAAGAAGCAGGUUCACAAAGGGGAGGCAGGGGGAAGAAGCAGGUUCACAAAGGGGAGGCAGGGGGAAGAAGCAGGUCACAAAGGGGAGGGCAGGGGGAAGAAGCAGGUUAACAAAGGGGAGGCAGGGGGAAGAAGCAGGUUCACAAAGGGGAGGCAGGGGGAAGAAGCAGGUUCACAAAGGGGAGGCAGGGGGAAGAAGCAGGUUCACAAAGGGGAGGCAGGGGGAAGAAGCAGGUUCACAAAGGGGAGGCAGGGGGAAGAAGCAGGUUCCAAGGGGAGGCAGGGGGAAGAAGCAGGUUCACAAAGGGGAGGCAGGGGGAAGAAGCAGGUUCACAAAGGGGAGGCAGGGGAAGAAGCAGGUUCACAAAGGGGAGGCAGGGGAAGAAGCAGGUUCACAAAGGGGGCAGGAGGGGGACAGGGGCACAAGGGGGGGAAGAAGCAGGUUCACAAAGGGGAGGGGGGAAGGCAGGGGGAAGAAGCAGUUCACAAAGGGGAGGCAGGGGGAAGAAGCAGGUUAACAAAGGGGAGGCAGGGGGAAGAAGCAGGUUCACAAAGGGGAGGCAGGGGGAAGAAGCAGGUUAACAAGGGGAGGCAGGGGGAAGAAGCAGGUUCACAAAGGGGAGGCAGGGGGAAGAAGCAGGUUCACAAAGGGGAGGCAGGGGGAAGAAGCAGGUUAACAAAGGGGAGGCAGGGGGAAGAAGCAGGUUCACAAAGGGGAGGCAGGGGGAAGAAGCAGGUUCACAAAGGGGAGGCAGGGGGAAGAAGCAGGUUCACAAAGGGGAGGCAGGGGGAAGAAGCAGGUCACAAAGGGGAGGCAGGGGGAAGAAGCAGGUUCACAAGGGGAGGCAGGGGGAAGAAGCAGGUUCACAGGGGAGGCAGGGGGAAGAAGCAGGUUCACAAAGGGGAGGCAGGGGGAAGAAGCAGGUUCACAAGGGGAGGCAGGGGGAAGAAGCAGGUUAACAAAGGGGAGGCAGGGGGAAGAAGCAGGUUAACAAAGGGGAGGCAGGGGGAAGAAGCAGGUUCACAAAGGGGAGGCAGGGGAAGAAGCAGGUUCACAAAGGGGAGGCAGGGGGAAGAAGCAGGUUCACAAAGGGGAGGCAGGGGGAAGAAGCAGGUUCACAAAGGGGAGGCAGGGGGGAAGAGCAGGUUCACAAAGGGGAGGCAGGGGAAGAAGCAGGUUCACAAAGGGGAGGCAGGGGGAAGAAGCAGGUUCACAAAGGGGAGGCAGGGGGAAGAAGCAGGUUCACAAAGGGGAGGCAGGGGGAAGAAGCAGGUUCACAAAGGGGAGGCAGGGGGAAGAAGCAGGUUCACAAAGGGAGGGCAGGGGGAAGAAGCAGGUUCACAAAGGGAGGCAGGGGGAAGAAGCAGUUCACAAAGGGGAGGCGGGGGAAGAAGCAGGUUCACAAGGGGAGGCAGGGGGAAGAAGCAGGUUCACAAAGGGGAGGCAGGGGGAAGAAGCAGGUUCACAAGGGGAGGCAGGGGAAGAAGCAGGUUCACAAAGGGGAGGCAGGGGAAGAAGCAGGUUCACAAGGGGAGGCAGGGGGAAGAAGCAGGUUCACAAAGGGGAGGCAGGGGGAAGAAGCAGGUUCACAAAGGGGAGGCAGGGGAAGAAGCAGGUUCACAAAGGGGAGGCAGGGGAAGAAGCAGGUUCACAAAGGGGAGGCAGGGGGAAGAAGCAGGUUCACAAAGGGAGGCAGGGGGAAGAAGCAGGUUCACAAAGGGGAGGCAGGGGGAAGAAGCAGGUUCACAAAGGGGAGGCAGGGGGAAGAAGCAGGUUCACAAAGGGGAGGCAGGGGGAAGAAGCAGGUUUCACAAAGGGGAGGCAGGGGGAAGAAGCAGGUUAACAAAGGGGAGGCAGGGGGAAGAAGCAGGUUCACAAAGGGGAGGCAGGGGGAAGAAGCAGGUUAACAAAGGGGAGGCAGGGGGAAAGCAGGUUCACAAAGGGGAGGCAGGGGGAAGAAGCAGGUUCACAAAGGGGAGGCAGGGGGAAGAAGCAGGUUCACAAAGGGGAGGCAGGGGGAAGAAGCAGGUUAACAAAGGGGAGGCAGGGGGAAGAAGCAGGUUCACAAAGGGAGGCAGGGGGAAGAAGCAGGUUCACAAGGGGGAGGCAGGGGGAAGAAGCAGGUUCACAAAGGGGAGGCAGGGGAAGAAGCAGGUUCACAAAGGGGAGGCAAGGGGGAAGAAGCAGUUAACAAAGGGGAGGCUAGGGGAAGAAGCAGGUUCACAAAGGGGAGGCAGGGGGGAAGAAGCAGGUUCACAAAGGGGAGGCAGGGGGAAGAAGCAGGUUAACAAAGGGGAGGCAGGGGGAAGAAGCAGGUUCACAAAGGGAGGCAGGGGGAAGAAGCAGGUUCACAAAGGGGAGGCAGGGGGAAGAAGCAGGUUCACAAAGGGGAGGCAGGGGAAGAAGCAGGUUCACAAAGGGGAGGCAGGGGGAAGAAGCAGGUUCACAAAGGUGAGGCAGGGGGAAGAAGCAGGUUCACAAAGGGGAUGGCAGGGGGAAGAAGCAGGUUCACAAAGGGGAGGCAGGGGGAAGAAGCAGGUUCACAAAGGGGAGGCAGGGGGAAGAAGCAGGUUCACAAAGGGGAGGCAGGGGGAAGAAGCAGGUUCACAAAGGGGAGGCAGGGGGAAGAAGCAGGUUCACAAAGGGGAGGCAGGGGGAAGAAGCAGGUUCACAAAGGGGAGGCAGGGGGAAGAAGCAGGUUCACAAAGGGGAGGCAGGGGGAAGAAGCAGGUUCACAAAGGGGAGGCAGGGGGAAGAAGCAGGUUCACAAAGGGGAGGCAGGGGGAAGAAGCAGGUUCACAAAGGGGAGGCAGGGGAAGAAGCAGGUUCACAAAGGGGAGGCAGGGGGAAGAAGCAGGUUCACAAAGGGGAGGCAGGGGGAAAGCAGGUUCACAAAGGGGAGGCAGGGGGAAGAAGCAGGUUCACAAAGGGGAGGCAGGGGGAAGAAGCAGGUUACAAAGGGAGGCAGGGGGAAGAAGCAGGUUCACAAAGGGAGGCAGGGGGAAGAAGCAGGUUCACAAAGGGGAGGCAGGGGGAGAAGCAGGUUCACAAAGGGGAGCAGGGGAAGAAGCAGGUUCACAAAGGGAGGCAGGGGGAAGAAGCAGGUUCACAAAGGGGAGGCAGGGGGAAGAAGCAGGUUCACAAAGGGUGGCAGGGGGAAGAAGCAGGUUCACAAAGGGAGGCAGGGGGAAGAAGCAGGUUCACAAGGGGAGGCAGGGGGAAGAAGCAGGGGAAGAAGCAGGUUCACAAAGGGGAGGCAGGGGGAAGAAGCAGGUUCACAAAGGGGAGGCAGGGGGAAGAAGCAGGUUCACAAAGGGGAGGCAGGGGGAAGAAGCAGGUUCACAAAGGGGAGGCAGGGGGAAGAAGCAGGUUCACAAAGGGGAGGCAGGGGAAGAAGCAGGUUCACAAAGGGGAGGCAGGGGGAAGAAGAGGUUCACAAAGGGGAGGCAGGGGGAAGAAGCAGGUUCACAAAGGGGAGGCAGGGGGAAGAAGCAGGUUCACAAAAAGGGGAUGGCAGGGGAGAAGCAGGUUUCACAAAGGGGAGCAGGGGAAGACGGCAGGUUCACAAAGGGGAGGCAGGGGGAAGAAGCAGGUUCACAAAGGGGAGGCAGGGGGAAGAAGCAGGUUCACAAAGGGGAGGCAGGGGGAAGAAGCAGGUUAACAAAGGGGAGGCAGGGGGAAGAAGCAGGUUCACAAAGGGAGGCAGGGGGAAGAAGCAGGUUAACAAAGGGAGGCAGGGGGAAGAAGCAGGUUAACAAAGGGAGGCAGGGGGAAGAAGCAGGUUCACAAAGGGGAGGCAGGGGAAGAAGCAGGUCACAAAGGGGAGGCAGGGGAAGAAGCAGUUCACAAGAGGCAGGGGGAAGAAGCAGGUUAACAAAGGGGAGGCAGAGGGGGAAGAAGCAGGUUAACAAAGGGGAGGCAGGGGAAGAGAAGCAGGUUAACAAAGGGGAGGCAGGGGGAAGAAGCAGGUUCACAAAGGGGAGGCAGGGGGAAGAAGCAGGUUCACAAAGGGGAGGCAGGGGAAGAAGCAGGUUAACAAAGGGGAGGCAGGGGGAAGAAGCAGGUUCACAAAGGGGAGGCAGGGGGAAGAAGCAGUUCACAAAGGGGAGGCAGGGGGAAGAAGCAGGUUCACAAAGGGGAGGCAGGGGGAAGAAGCAGGUUCACAAAGGGGAGGCAGGAGAGGGAAGAAGCAGGUUCACAAAGGGAGGCAGGGGGAAGAAGCAGGUUCCACAAAGGGGAGGCAGGGGAAGAAGCAGGUUCACAAAGGGAGGCAGGGGGAAGAAGCCGGUUAACAAAGGGAGGCAGGGGGAAGAAGCAGGUUCACAAAGGGGAGGCAGGGGGAAGAAGCAGGUUCACAAAGGGGAGGCAGGGGGGAAGAGAGUUCCAAAGGGGAGGCAGGGGGAAGAAGCAGGUUCACAAAGGGGAGGCAGGGGGAAGAAGCAGGUUAACACAGGGGAGGCAGGGGGAAGAAGCAGGUUAACAAAGGGGAGGGCAGGGGGAAGAAGCAGGUUAACAAAGGUUCACAAAGGGGAGGCAGGGGAAGAAGCAGGUUCACAAAGGGGAGGCAGGGGGAAGAAGCAGGUUCACAAAGGGGAGGUCAGGGUGGAAGAAGCAGGUUCACAAAGGGGAGGCAGGGGGAAGAAGCAGGUUCACAAAGGGGAGGCAGGGGGAAGAAGCAGGUUCACAAAGGGGAGGCAGGGGGAAGAAGCAGGUUCACAAAGGGGAGGCAGGGGAAGAAGCAGGUUAACAAAGGGAGGCAGGGGAAGAAGCAGGUUAACAAAGGGGAGGCAGGGGAAGAAGCAGGUUCACAAAAGGGGAGGCAGGGGGAGAAGCAGUUCACAAAGGGAGGCAGGGUUAAGCACAAAGGGGAGGCAGGGGGAAGAAGAGCAGGUUCAACACAAGCGGGAGGCAGGGAGGGAAGAAGCAGGUUCACAAAGGGGAGGCAGGGGGAAGAAGCAGGUUCACAAAGGGGAGGCAGGGGGAAGAAGCAGGUUCACAAAGGGGAGGCAGGGGGAAGAAGCAGGUUCACAAAGGGGAGGCAGGGGGAAGAAGCAGGUUCACAAAGGGGAGGCAGGGGGAAGAAGCAGGUUCACAAAGGGAGGCAGGGGAAGAACAAAGGGAGGCAUGGGGAAGAAGCAGGUUAACAAAGGGGAGGCAGGGGGAAGAAGCAGGUUCACAAAGGGAGGCAGGGGGAAGAAGCAGGUUCACAAAGGGGAGGCAGGGGAAGAAGCAGGUUCACAAAGGGGAGGCAGGGGGAAGAAGCAGUUCACAAGGAAGCAGGUUCACAAAGGGGAGGCAGGGGGAAGAAGCAGGUUCACCAAAGGGGAGGCAGGGGGAAGAAGCAGGUUCACAAAGGGGAGGCAGGGGGAAGAAGCAGGUUCACAAAGGGGAGGCAGGGGGAAGAAGCAGGUUCACAAAGGGAGGCAGGGGCCGAAGCAGGUUCACAAAGGGGAGGCAGGGGAAGAAGCAGGUUCACAAAGGGGAGGCAGGGGGAAGAAGCAGGUUCACAAGUUCAGGUGGAAGCAGCAGGUUUCACAAAGGGGAGGCGGGAAGAAGCAGGUUCACAAAGGGGAGGCAGGGGGAAGAAGCAGGUUCACAAAGGGGAGGCAGGGGGAAGAAGCAGGUUCACAAAGGGGAGGCAGGGGGAAGAAGCAGGUUCACAAAGGGGAGGCAGGGGGAAGAAGCAGGUUCACAAAGGGAGGCAGGGGGAAGAAGCAGGUUAACAAAGGGAGGCAGGGGGAAGAAGCAGGUUCACAAAGGGGAGGCAGGGGGAAGAAGCAGGUUCACAAAGGGGAGGCAGGGGGAAGAAGCAGGUUAACAAAGGGGAGGCAGGGGAAGAAGCAGGUUCACAAAGGGGAGGCAGGGGGAAGAAGCAGGUUAACAAAGGGGAGGCAGGGGGAAGAAGCAGGUUCACAAAGGGGAGGCAGGGGAAGAAGCAGGUUAACAAAGGGGAGGCAGGGGGAAGAAAGGAAGGCAGGUGGAAGAACAAAGGGGAGGCAGGGGGAAGAAGCAGGUUCACAAAGGGGAGGCAGGGGGAAGAAGCAGGUUAACAAAGGGGAGGCAGGGGGAAGAAGCAGGUUCACAAAGGGGAGGCAGGGGAAGAAGCAGGGUUCACAAAGGGGAGGCAGGGGGAAGAAGCAGGUUCACAAAGGGGAGGCAGGGGGAAGAAGCAGGUCACAAAGGGAGGCAGGGGGAAGAGAAGCAGGUUCACAAAGGGGAGGCAGGGGGAAGAAGCAGGUUAACAAAGGGGAGGCAGGGGGAAGAAGCAGGUUCACAAAGGGGAGGCAGGGGAAGAAGCAGGUAACAAAGGGGAGGCAGGGGAAGAAGCAGGUUACCAAAGGGGAGGCAGGGGGAAGAAGCAGGUUAACAAAGGGGAGGCAGGGGGGAAGAAGCAGGUUCACAAAGGGGAGGCAGGGGGAAGAAGCAGGUUCACAAGGGAGGCAGGGGGAAGAAGCAGGUCACAAAGGGGAGGCAGGGGAAGAAGCAGGUUCACAAAGGGGAGGCAGGGGGAAGAAGCAGGUUCACAAAGGGGAGGCAGGGGGAAGAAGCAGGUUCACAAAGGGGAGGCAGGGGGAGAAGCAGGUUAACAAAGGGGAGGCAGGGGGAAGAAGCAGGUUCACAAAGGGGAGGCAGGGGGAAGAAGCAGGUUCACAAAGGGGAGGCAGGGGGAAGAAGCAGGUUCACAAAGGGGAGGCAGGGGGAAGAAGCAGGUUCACAAAGGGGAGGCAGGGGGAAGAAGCAGGUUAA